UGCUCUGGAUCAAAAGAAGGUCUUCCUAGGCUGGCUCUCAAGCCCGUGGUGGCAGGAAGUGGCCACUGGCUGGGUGUCCUACCACCCACUCUUACCCUGAUGAGCACUGGCCCCUUUCCUGUGGCCCUGCAGGCUCUGAUGCAGAUACCUGGGCCAAGGAAAUGGCUCCCAGCCCACCUGGGGUUGGGUUUUCCCAGGAGACAGGAAGUGGGGCCUCUCUGCCCACCUGGGGGGAAGCCAAGUAAAGGGUCUGAAGGCAGAGUGACUCAGAAAGGAACGAUUGGAGGCAGGCUUCCUGCUGCCAGGUCACCUCCUUCACACCUCUGACCACAGGUCUGGGGCUGGAAUAUGGCAGGGGUGGGGAAGGGUGACAUACAGAUGCAUCACACGGGCUGAAAGACACCCGGAGGUUAUCCCUCUAAAGAUGAGACCUAGAGAGAGGGCAGGUACAGGGCUGGCAACUCGGGAUGGAGAGGUAGUCCCAGCUUGAGGACAAAAUGGGUAGCCUUAGGUGUUUGCUAAGUGAACUCAUGACUAGAUGGGAGUCUGCAUGCUGCCAGGAGUCACAGGAAAGUAGCUGUGGAGCCGAAGGGUCCUCUAGGACUGAGCAGACCCCUAACAGCUGCCACCUCCCUCCAGACGUGGCAGGAAACGUAGGACACCUCAAGCCCUGCUGUUCUGCUGAGUGGCUUGAGCCAAGCCCACACCCCACCCUAAACCUUGAUUUCCUCCUUGGUUAAAUGGGAGGAGUGGGAUUGGACUGGAGAUGUAUGGGUCCCAUGAUACCUGCUGGGUUUGAAUAACUUCGAUUAUACUGGAUCUGGAACAAAGUGAAGACCUCUCUCAGCUCCAGUGGCCGGGGACCUGGAUCCUGGGGGGGAAGGAGUUAAGUGAGGAGUCAUUGCUGGGACCACACCUUGGCUUCCAGCAAGGACUGAGCUAGGGGAUCAGCCAGUUAACCUGUCCUGUCUCCCUGUAUGAGCAUCAGCAUAUCAAUCACAUUUCAGCCUCAGUUGCUCCCUCUGAGAAAUGGGAACAAAGCAGUUGUUUCUGAAGGGGUGAGCCCCAGGCAUGGGGCUUGCAAAGGGAAGGGCAUGGGGAGCAGUUGUGGGCUCUUACCUGGACCCUGAAGGAAUCCUUGGUGCCUUGGGCCAGACCUGCCACCAACAGGGCCAGGAGGCAGGAGAGAAGGACAGUUGGUGCCAUGUUGCUGCAGACCAAAGUGGUGGGGACAGGAAGCUGUGAGACCAAACUAGAGGGGCUGAGAGGGUGGAGCUGGAGAAACCACAAAGGGAAACCAGGCUGGGAGGGGGGGGGAGCUGAACCCCUCAAGCAAGAGGCAUUCAGGCUUUUGGCCCUACACAGCCCUCUGCCUGCCUAUUCCCCGCCCCCACCCCUUUUUUUUAUUCAACAGAGGCUCUCGGCCCACCCUGUUCUGGGUAAUUUUGGGGACACAGAGAUGGAUCUGUCCUCAAGGAGAAAGGAGGCGACAGGUCCUAAGAGGGCAGUGACAUAAAGCCAUCAGUACUGUCAUGGAUGUCAACGAGUGCCUGACCAUCCCUGAGGCCUGCAAGGGGGAAAUGAAAUGCAUCAACCAUUAUGGGGGCUACUUGUGCCUGCCCCGCUCAGCUGCCGUCAUCAACGACCUGCAUGGGGAGGGACCACCACCGCCAGUGCCCCCUGCUCAACACCCCAACCCCUGCCCACCAGGCUAUGAACCUGAUGACCAAGAGAGCUGUGUGGAUGUGGACGAGUGUGCCCAGGCCCUGCACGACUGCCGCCCCAGCCAGGAGUGCCACAACCUGCCUGGUUCCUACCAGUGCACCUGCCCUGACGGCUACCGCAAGAUUGGGCCUGAAUGUGUGGAUAUAGACGAGUGCCGCUACCGCUACUGCCAGCACCGCUGUGUGAACUUGCCAGGCUCCUUCCGCUGCCAGUGCGAGCCAGGCUUCCAGCUGGGGCCCAAUAACCGCUCCUGCGUGGAUGUGAAUGAAUGUGACAUGGGGGCUCCAUGUGAGCAGCGCUGCUUCAACUCCUAUGGAACCUUCUUGUGUCGCUGCCAUCAGGGCUACGAGCUACACCGGGAUGGUUUUUCCUGCAGUGAUAUUGAUGAAUGCAGCUACUCCAGUUACCUCUGUCAGUACCGCUGCGUCAACGAGCCAGGCCGCUUCUCCUGCCACUGCCCACAGGGCUACCAGCUGCUGGCCACGCGCCUCUGCCAAGACAUUGACGAGUGUGAGUCCGGCGCACACCAGUGCUCUGAGGCCCAAACCUGUGUCAACUUCUAUGGGGGCUACCGCUGUGUGGACACCAACCGCUGCGUGGAGCCCUAUGUCCAAGUGUCUGACAAUCGCUGCCUCUGCCCAGCCUCCAACCCCCUGUGCCGGGAGCAGCCCUCAUCCAUUGUGCACCGCUACAUGAGUAUCACCUCGGAACGCAGUGUGCCCGCAGAUGUAUUCCAGAUCCAAGCGACUUCCGUCUACCCUGGCGCCUACAAUGCCUUUCAGAUCCGUGCGGGAAACUCACAGGGGGACUUCUACAUUAGGCAAAUCAACAAUGUCAGCGCCAUGCUGGUCCUCGCCCGGCCCGUGACGGGCCCCCGGGAGUAUGUGCUGGACCUCGAGAUGGUAACCAUGAACUCCCUCAUGAGCUACCGGGCUAGCUCUGUACUGAGACUCACCGUCUUCGUGGGGGCCUACACCUUCUGAGGAGUGGGGAGAGUUCUCAGGGAGGGGGAGAUCCCUGCAGCCGAGGAGCCUGGGGCUCAGGGAUGACCGUGUUCUGCUAAAAGGGAAGAUGCUGUUGUGAAGGGUAGAGAGAGAAAGGCAAUAAAGGGAGAAAGAAGGAGUCCUGGUGGCUGAGGUGGGUGGGUAACACUAGAGAACCCCAGACUGGGGAAGGGGCCAGGCUUGUGGGAGGUGGGCCAAGUCUGCCUAAAGUGGGGGUCCGACCUAUUGACAGAAGUUGGGACCUGUGUCCCCAAAGCUGGGAUUGGUCUAUGUACCAUGGGCAUCAGCAUCACCCUGAGAAGGGAGAAGGUAAUGAGGCUGCAGACUCCAGGCCUCAGAAGUUUGGUCUUGGCUGGUUUUCAGGGAGCCUAAGAGACCCUGCUCUAGAUAGUACCAGGAGGCUCUGGGUUUCAAUCCUACUUUGGCCUCAAACUAACAAUUUGGACAAACCCUGGGCCUCAGUUUUCCAAUCCAUAAAAUGGGGCAACUGGACUGUUAGUGCUUUUUAAACUUUUCUUUUCCAAGCUACAGAACCUUUUAGCAAAGGAAAUGUUAUUUGAUUAGGGACCCUCUGAUGACAUAAACUAGAUUCAAAGUUGCAACACCUCAGA
Molossus molossus (Pallas's mastiff bat) is the source of this 3340-nucleotide messenger RNA. RefSeq names its product EGF containing fibulin extracellular matrix protein 2 (gene EFEMP2). NCBI's taxonomy places the organism in Eukaryota, Metazoa, Chordata, Mammalia, Chiroptera, Molossidae. The transcript is spliced from 9 exons. The record is from RefSeq and is a predicted model, not a curated record. Bases 1533 to 2708 code for a protein of 391 amino acids. Gene Ontology annotation, molecular function: calcium ion binding.